This is a messenger RNA of Charadrius vociferus (killdeer), 2127 nucleotides long. RefSeq names its product SH3 domain containing 19 (gene SH3D19). Gene Ontology annotation, molecular function: protein binding. The record is from RefSeq and is a predicted model, not a curated record. NCBI's taxonomy places the organism in Eukaryota, Metazoa, Chordata, Aves, Charadriiformes, Charadriidae. The transcript has 14 exons. Bases 1 to 2127 code for a protein of 708 amino acids.
AUGGACAGCAUGAGCACAGAAAAGAGCCAAAACAGUAUUGUUUCAAGGAUCAAAGUUUUUGAAUCCCAAGGAACUAAUGAUACCUCAGGAUUAUUAAAAAAGCCAGAAAUUGCCCCUCGUUCGUUCACCCCAAGACCUGUUACUGCAAAGAAACCGGUAGUUGCUCCUAAGCCAGAGGUAAGCAGAAUUUCAGGAGACUGGGAUGCAUGGACAGAAAGCAAAUCAACACCUUCCAAGGAAUUGCAGCCUCAACCUGAAGUAGUUGGGAGCAGUGUUGUAACCAAACCUGAACUGCCAAAGAAACCAAAACCUGGCCUUGUUAAAAGUAGUAGUAGUGAUUUUCUUGAUGCAAGGAGUGGAUCAAAGAACAGUGACGGACAAAAGAAAUUUCCAGUUCCUGCUCCAAGGCCUCUCAUUCCUAAAAAGUCACGUUAUGCAGAAAAUCCUGCCCUUUCUUUGGCCCCACUAAAACCGAUUGCUGUUUCCCCAUGGGCUUCUGUACCUGCCCAAGAAAAAGUUUUCAAGUCUCUGGGGGAAUUGUCACCUGCAGCCAACUCCUCGGCACCUGCUUUGCAAAAUAAACUCGAUGUGGAAGGAGAUCUGAUCAGUUUUGAUGAUGACGUUUUGCCCCUAAGUCCAGCCUGCGUAGUUAAAGAUAGCAUCAGUUCUGAAGCAACAGCAGAUCCAUUUCAAUUCCUCACUAAAAGUGAACCUGCAAAGGAACAGACAGCUCAACCAGCUUUAGCCCGGAAACCCACUGUGAUCCGAAUCCCAGCUAAACCCGGGAAAUCGGGAAAAUCCAACAGUGCUGACAUAGUAAAAAAAGUGGAGUUGGAUCGUUCAGAACAGGGUGGAGUGCCUCAGCUAGAACCUGUACUACCCCCAAGGCCUGUGGAUGGAAAAAUUGUACCUGCUCGACCUCCCCCACCUAAAGGUGUUCCUGGAAGGCCACCUCCACCAAAACUCUCUGCAACCAAGACCUCGUCCCAGAAGGAUGCUCUUUCGCGAUCUACUUCUAACAUCGCUCCCGAUAAAAAAACCAGCAAGUUCAGAUUGGGACCCAAGAGAGCAAAAAGUCAAGUCUUUAAAAAUCCAGAUCCAGCAUUACCUCCUAGACCUAAACCAGGUCAUCCUCUCUACAAUAAAUACAUGCUACCUGUGCCUCAUGGAGUUGCCAAGGAAAAUUGUCUUCCCAGGAACCCUGAAGAACUGUCCUCUAAGGAUUCAAACCGCCCUCCAAAAGUUCCUGACACAAGCACACCUCACGCUGUAGUCCUGCAUGAUUUUCCUGCAGAGCAUGCUGAUGACUUGAACCUUCAUUCUGGAGACACCGUUUUUCUUUUGGAGAAAAUCGAUACUGAGUGGUACAGAGGAAAAUGUGGGAAUCGCACAGGGAUAUUUCCCGCCAUCUUUGUUAAAGUAGUUAUUGAUGUUCCAGAAGAAGGCAACAAGAAAAAAAUACCCUGUUCAUCACAGUGUAUCAGAGGCCCAAGAUGUGUAGCACGAUUUGAAUAUAUUGGCGAUCAGAAAGAUGAGCUCAGUUUUUCAGAAGGUGAAACUAUUGUCCUUAAAGAAUAUGUAAAUGAAGAGUGGGCCAAAGGAGAACUCAGAGGCACGUCUGGAAUUUUCCCCUUGAACUUUGUGGAAAUAAUUGAAGAUCUGCCUGGAACAGGUACAGGAGCAGCACUGCAGAACAAGGUGGAGGUUUCUUCUUCCCUUCCUCAGAGCAACAGACACUCAGUAGAGUGGUGUGAAGCGCUUCAUGAUUUUACAGCAGAAACCAAAGACGACUUAUCCUUUAAAAAGGGAGACUACAUCCAAAUACUGGAACAAGUAGAUUUGGAGUGGUAUAGAGGAAGACUGAAUGAAAAGGAAGGGAUUUUCCCAGCAGUUUUUGUUCAGACCUGCUCAGCCAGGGCAGAGCUGUCACAGUCCGUAGGAGGGAAGAAAGGAAAAGCCAAAGCUCUCUAUGAUUUUAAUGGAGAAAAUGAAGAUGAGCUUUCCUUCAAAGCAGGUGAUACAAUAACGGAGCUGGAAUCUGUAGACGAGGACUGGAUGUGUGGAGAGAUACAAGGGAAGUCUGGGAUAUUUCCCAAGAACUUUGUUCAGAUUUUAAAGACACCAUGA